CUUCAAUAAUGCAAUCCCACCAUCAAAUUGCAAUUUGCAAAUGGAUAGUUCUACUGACAAACCUCCUUAUACUCCUCUGUUUGAACAAAUCCAGCCCGCCCGAAAUCCGGCUGAUUACAGGCGAUCCUUGAAGAUCAUCACCUGUAGCCUCCUUUCCUCCCUCUGUGUACUAUCUUCUGUCAUUCUGAUCCUCAGUCAAUCACCCUUACCAAAGUCUCAACUAGUCAGCAAUGGAACUUUACAAGAACCUUCAUCGUUGGAGUCCUCAUCGAUCGCCAGAGUUGCGGUCUCUUCGCCCGUGGAGGCGUCUGGAGAUGGGUUCUCGAACCAAUGGACUGAACGGAUGUUGACUUGGCAAAGAACAGCUUUCCAUUUUCAACCAAAAAAUGGCUGGAUGAAUGGUUUGGAGCAUACUGAUUUAAUUGGCUCCACUUAUUUUUAAAUACAUUUUGCUGCUUUGCUGAUUGAAGAUUUGAUUCGAGUUUUUUUGCUCUUUCAUCUUAAUCUCAUGAAUGCUCUUCCGGACAUCACCUGCUUAUAAUGGAAUACGGCAGAUCCAAAUGGUAUUGCGCUAUGCAAACUCUUGCUUCAUUCAUAUUCUGUUGUUAUUGACUUUUUAUCAAUCAUUGCUGCAUAAAAAUUGCUUGCAUAACACGAAUGUCCUGGGGUUAACUUACUAGUGGGUGGUUCUGGGUGAACACAAGUUUUUAUAAGGUUAACUCACUAUUCAUCUCUUUUCGAGCCUUCGAGGUGUUGGAAGUAUUUUGGUGACAAGAAAUUAGGUUUUAGAAGAUUAUACUCCGUAUAAGUUUACUAACCUCCAAAAAUCCAUUUUUUGAUAACCUAUGAAAACUCAAGUCUGUAAAAUUCUUGAAUCAUGGGCUUUGAAAGAUUGAGUUUUUCUGGUAAGGUGUUUUUACCUAGGUAACAUCCAUUCCAACAACUUUUUGUCUUUUUGUACUUGCAACUAGGUUCACCUAGGUCCAUCCAAGUUCUUACUAACUUGAGGUUGACCAAGUUACUUAAUUUCAUUCGAACCAAACAGAAUCUAAGUGGAAACGGACAUAUUCUGAUAUUAUCAUGAAAAUUAUAUGAGAUGCAUUAGAACCUCAAUAGGUAUGGUCGUCCCUGUGCCAGCUCUAAGGACUGAUCAGUCCCCGUUCCAUGCUUAUGAUUCUGGUCUCUAGCUCUCCUAACUUUAAGUUCUAUAAAGAAUUUUGAAAAAAAUAAAAAGAAAUAGAAAUUGUUGAAUUUUGACAGGUUACCACUAACCAGUUACAACCCUGGAGACUUCCCUGCAUUUCUGCUUCUUUAAAGACUGUGGGUUUAGCCAAACCCAUGUCCUCCCCUAACUCUCACUGCUCCAUUAUACUACAAAGGAUGGUACCACCUUUUCUACCAAUACAACCCAAGUUCAGCUUUUUGGGUGGAAAAUAUCACAUGGGGUCAUGCAGUAUCAAAAGACAUGAUUCAUUGGCUCUAUCUACCACAAGCAAUGGUCCCUGAUCAGCCCUAUGACCUGCGUGGCGUUUGGACUGGCUCUGCCACAUCCCUCCCUGAUGGAAGGAUCAUGGUGGUCUACACAGGGAACACUGAUGUGCAGGUGCAAAAUCUUGCAUAUCCUGCUAAUCUUUCUGAUCCUCUCCUCCUUAAAUGGACCAAGUAUCCGGGUAACCCUGUUAUUGUCCCGCCGCCCAGCGUUGGUUUGUUGGAGUUUAGGGAUCCAACUACAGCGUGGGCAGACUUAAAAAGUGGCCAUUGGUAUCUUACUAUAGGAUCUGAGCUUAAUCAAACAGGUGUUGCAUUUGUUUAUGAAACUGCCGAUUUUAAAAGCUAUAAACUUUUGGAUGGGUUCUUGCAUUCAGUUACUGGUACUGGUAUGUGGGAGUGUGUGGACUUUUUUCCGAUUUCAACCGGGAAUGGAAAUGGGUCAGACCAAAUGGUUAAAGGUUCAGGUGUGAAGCAUGUUUUGAAGGCAAGUUUGUAUGACGAAACACAUGAUUAUUAUGCUAUUGGGACGUAUGACCCAAUAAAAAUAAAGUGGACACCUGAUUAUCCGGAACUGGAUAUAGGUAAGGGGUUGAGACUUGAUUAUGGGAAAUGUUACGCAACAAAGACCUUUUAUGACCAAAACAAGCAUAGAAGAAUUAUAUUUUCUUGGAUUGGGGAAAGUGACUCCCGAGAUGUUGACAUUGUAAAGGGUUGGGCAUCUAUUCAGGGCGUACCUAGGGCUCUUAAUUUUGACAAGAAAACAGGGAGUCAUCUGCUUCAGUGGCCAAUUAAAGAAGUUGAGAGCUUGAGAUUAGGUGUUCCUAUAGUCACUGAAGUGGAGCUUCAACCGGGCUCACUUGUGUCGAUCAAUAUUUCAACUGCUACACAGUUAGACAUUAUUGUCUCAUUUCAAGUUGAUAAGGGCGCAUUUGAAGCUGCAACAGUGGAAGCCAACUAUAAGUACAUCUGCAAUCACAGUGGUGGUGCUGUUAACAGAGGCACUUUGGGGCCAUUUGGUAUAAUAGUUGUGGCUGAUGAAACACUUAGUGAGCUAACACCUGUUUACUUCUUCAUUAACAAAGGUGUUGAUGGGAAUGCUGAGACUCAUUUCUGUACCGACUUGACAAGAUCAUCACAGGCUUCUGGAGUUGAGAAAGAAGUUUAUGGCAGUACUGUACCUACUGUUGAAGAUGAGAAAUAUUCAGCAAGAAUAUUGGUUGACCACUCGAUUGUAGAGAGCUUUGCUCAAGGGGGAAGGACAGUUAUAACAUCAAGAGUGUAUCCAACUAAAGCAAUUUAUGAGACAGCGAAGGUGUUCUUGUUCAACAAUGCCACCGGGGCAAGUGUUCAAGCAAAUGUGAAAAUAUGGCAAAUGAGAUCAGCUGACAUUAAGCCAUUCCCCGUUUGAAUCUAGUAUGUAUGUUCCACGGGCGUUGCACGUGAUGCGGCACUAUUCUUGCAUGUAUAGUUUUCUUGUAAUACUAGUGUAACACCCGGGGCAAUGCCCCGGUGGACCGGUGGUGUCAUCAUAAGAACUAAAUUCAUAAAUAUCAAUAGAUUUUUUAAAGGAAUAUCAAUAGAGGUUGAUAAUAUUUUUGUAUAUUGUCUUUGUUCUUAAAUAAGUGCAACAUAUUGAAUUUUACGUUAUUCACAUGUUCUACUUCAAAUAUGCUUUA
Messenger RNA from Cuscuta epithymum, 3167 nucleotides. Lineage: Eukaryota; Viridiplantae; Streptophyta; Magnoliopsida; Solanales; Convolvulaceae. The record is from the annotation of a GenBank genome assembly.